CUCGCUGCUCCUCCUCGUUUGUCUUCCCCGUCCAUAUAAUUCCCGGGGAAAGUACCUUUCGUUUUCUCUCCCAAGUGUCCAGUGAUUGAUUGAUCAAUUUACUCUUGUCUCGUACAUCUAGUGCGACCCUUGACCCUUCUCCAACCCCCCUCCGAUACACUUCGCCACGCACAUCAUGUUGGGUCGUUGCGGACGACAGGCUUCGCGCCUACUCCCGCGCACUGCGAAGCCGGCCUUCGCGCUUCCUCGUCCCAUGCGUGCAGCGGUGGCCUCUUUCCCUUCGACUACCAUUGCUCAAUCUCGCUCGGUCUCCUCCUCUAGCCCCGAAGUUCAGCAAAGUUUGCUCUCCGCCCAUCUCGAAGAUUCCGACCCCGCCAUCUACCAGAUCCUCCAGAAGGAGAAAAAACGCCAACAACAUUUCAUCAACCUCAUCCCCUCCGAGAACUUCACCUCCCAAGCCGUCCUCGAUGCCUUGGGCAGUGUUAUGCAGAACAAAUACUCCGAGGGGUACCCCGGAGCUCGUUACUACGGAGGCAAUGAAUUCAUUGAUCAGUCUGAGCGCCUCUGCCAGCAGCGCGCGCUGGAGACCUUUGGUCUCAACCCGGAAGAGUGGGGUGUGAAUGUUCAGCCGCUGUCCGGCUCUCCUGCCAACCUAUACGCCAUCUCCGCCGUCCUCAACACGCACGACCGCUUGAUGGGUCUGGACCUGCCCCACGGCGGUCACUUGUCCCACGGCUACCAGACUCCGACCAAGAAGAUUUCUUUCAUUUCGAAGUAUUUUGAGACCUUGCCUUAUCGGUUGGAUGAGUCGACGGGCCUCAUCGACUAUGACAGCCUUGAGAAGCAGGCUCUCCUGUACCGCCCCAAGAUGAUCAUUGCGGGUACCUCGGCCUACAGUCGCUUGAUUGACUACUCCCGUAUGCGCGAGAUCGCCGACGCGACUGGGGCGUACCUGCUCAGCGACAUGGCCCACAUCUCCGGCCUGGUUGCCGCCGGCGUCAUUCCCUCGCCGUUCAACCACUCUGAUAUCGUGACGACGACUACCCACAAGUCCCUGCGUGGUCCUCGCGGCGCGAUGAUCUUCUUCCGCAAAGGUGUCCGCCGGACGGACAAGAAGGGAAACCAGGAGCUGUACGACCUGGAGAAUCCAAUCAAUGCCUCCGUCUUCCCCGGCCACCAGGGCGGGCCCCACAACCACACCAUCACCGCCUUGGCUGUGGCGCUGAAGCAGGCGCAGUCGCCCGAGUUCAAGACCUACCAGCAGACUGUGCUGGCUAACGCACAGGCUCUGUCGGAGCGCUUGGGUUCGCCCCUCAGCAGCGGUGGCCUCGGCUACAACAUCGUGUCCGGCGGCACUGACAACCACCUGGUCCUGGUGGACCUGAAGAACCGGGGAGUGGAUGGCGCGCGCGUGGAGCGGGUAUUAGAGCUUUGCGGCGUCGCCAGCAACAAGAAUACGGUGCCCGGAGACCGAUCGGCCUUGAAGCCCGGUGGUCUGCGUCUGGGUACGCCGGCAAUGACGACGCGGGGCUUCCAGCCGGAGGACUUCCGUCGGGUGGCUGACAUCGUGGACCGGGCGGUGGUGAUCACGCAGAAGCUGGACAAGGCCGCGAAGGAGAGCGCGACGGCCAAGGGAGUUAAGAACCCGAACACGGUGAAGGCUUUCUUGGAUUACGUAGGCGAGGGUGAGGAGAUCUCCGAGAUCGUCCAGCUGCGCCAGGAGGUUGAGGACUGGGCGGGCACGUUCAGUCUGCCCUGGGCCAAGGACGAGUAGUUCAGUCGGUGUCUGUUGAUAGUUGUGUCUUUUUUCUCUCUUUUCCAUUUCCCACGUGUCUGCGAAGAACCAUAUCCCUCUUAGAUGAAUGAAACCUGAUGU
This is a messenger RNA of Aspergillus saccharolyticus JOP 1030-1, 1876 nucleotides long. Its product is annotated as serine hydroxymethyltransferase. The transcript is spliced from 5 exons. Gene Ontology annotation, biological process: folic acid metabolic process; L-serine catabolic process; tetrahydrofolate interconversion. Lineage: Eukaryota; Fungi; Ascomycota; Eurotiomycetes; Eurotiales; Aspergillaceae. Gene Ontology annotation, molecular function: cobalt ion binding; pyridoxal phosphate binding; serine binding. Bases 176 to 1774 code for a protein of 532 amino acids. Gene Ontology annotation, cellular component: cytoplasm. The record is from RefSeq and is a predicted model, not a curated record.